Molecule: messenger RNA, 2067 nt
Organism: Dothidotthia symphoricarpi CBS 119687
Lineage: Eukaryota; Fungi; Ascomycota; Dothideomycetes; Pleosporales; Dothidotthiaceae
Product: peptidase M49, dipeptidyl-peptidase III
Exons: 8
Coding region: 1-2067 (688 amino acids)
Biological process (GO): proteolysis
Cellular component (GO): cytoplasm
Molecular function (GO): metalloexopeptidase activity; dipeptidyl-peptidase activity
Source: RefSeq, a predicted model, not a curated record
AUGUCUGUUGCCCAACUACCCAUACACAGUCUAGGCAUUUCAACGGCUUUUGAGAGCCUUUCUUUGAAAGAGAAGCACUAUGCCCAUCAUAUGGCACGGGCAGCAUGGUAUGGAGCUAGGAUAAUUCUACGCCAGGUGUCGCCGGAGUCUAUCGGCAUCUUCGAGUUUAUCCUCGAGCUCUACAGGAGUUGUUCAGGGGAUUGGAAUGUACUCGUUACGGAAGGAUGCAUCAGUCAAGAAGAUUGCAGUGCAUUCCUGGACUAUGCGGCAACAUUCAUGUCGAACGUAGGGAAUUAUUACGGUUCCGGUGAUCAAAAGUUUGUGCCGUCAGUCUCUCCCGCUGCGUUGGCGAAACUAUCAACGAAGUCUCCCAAGCUCGAAAACCUUUACGGCCAGAUCUCUAAUGCGAUCACGACCUUACCACCGUAUGGGUUGGGAUACCCAGGCGACAAAACUCAGAGCGCAUACUACCCGGGAGAUUCUUCAAUUACCGAGAGUGAGAUAGCAGCAGUAUCUCGCUUGUUAGAGGAAAACUCGAUCUUUCCCGAGAACACUAGGAUCCAAAAAGUGUCCAGCCGUGAAGCACACACCUUCGAGGUCUUGCAAGCAUCUGUCGAACAAGAUGCCGAUUCAGUUGUAUUCGAGUUACCUGCCUUUGACGCCACUAUAAAGGUCAAGCGCGGUGACCAUUUUGAAGAGCUGGCAAAGAUCUGCUCGUCUUUGUCCCAAGCAAAGAAAUAUGCAGCCAAUGAGAAACAAGACCUUUUCUUGUCUGAGUACAUCGACAGCUUCAUAACAGGCGAUCUGGGUGCAUAUCGCAGUUCACAGCGCACCUGGAUCACGGACAAGAGCCCUCGCGUCGAGAAUAUAUUUGGGUUUGUAGAACCAUACCGAGAUCCGUACGGUAGCCGCGCAGAGUUUGAAGGCUUAGUGGCAAUAACUGAUCCUGAAGAGACCAACAUGCUGGGGAAGCUGGUUCAGAAUUCGAGUAUCUUCAUCAAGAGACUCCCCUGGGCUGGAGGCGAGGAGAACAAUGGCAAGGGGCCGUUCGAAAAGGCUCUUUUUGAACCACCUGAUUUUACAAGCAUCCAUUCCCUCGCAUACUGCUCUAGUAUCAUAUUCCCAGGCAUCAAUCUGCCGAACUACAAUGACAUCCGCGACGAGUGCGGCUUCAAAAACGUUAUCAUAGCGAAUAGGAUGAGUGCCGAAGGUAACAAAGCGUAUCGAAGCCCCUUUGUCGACCCUACCGAGCUCGAGGAUUUCCACAAAGCGAAGUAUCCCGCCUAUUACUGGUGGGUUGUUCUCCACGAACUCCUCGGCCAUGGCACUGGAAGAAUGAUGGUGGAAGAUUCUCAGGGCAAGUUCAAUUUCGACAUUGACAACCCACCAAUAAACCCGUUAUCUGGAAAACCCAUCACUACUUGGUACAGACCAGGACAGACAUGGACGGGGCAAUUUGGCGAUCUUGCCACCACAGUGGACGAGUGUAGAGCGGAACUUGUGGGUGCUUAUCUAAUGGAUGAUAUUGAUUUGCUUCAGUUGUUGGGGCAUGAUGAGUUCUCAGAGAUCACGGCAGCGGAACUGACGUACAACACAUACAUGCAGCUCGGAACAGACGGACUUCGUGGACUGGCCAAUUUCAACGCCGAGCAUGGGAAAUGGGGUCAGGCCCAUAGUCGAGCUCACUUCGCGAUUUUGAAGUGCCUUCUGACUGACAGUGAUGGUUGCGUCACCGUAGACCAUGAUGCACAGAGCAAGAACCUCAUUGUACGUGUCGAUCGAUCAAAGAUCGUCUCCCAUGGCAAGCCCGCACUUGGUCGCAUGUUGUUACGCUUGCACACGUACCGUUGUACUGCAGAUGUUCAGUCAUGCCGUGAGUACUACGAAGACCUUUCACGAGUGCACGCGCAAUACCUGGUGUGGCGGGAGAUUGUUCUGGCGAAACAGGAGCCCAAAUGGGUGUUUGUCCAGGCAAACACCUUUCUUCAUAACGAGGAAGUGAUCCUGAAGGAGUAUCCGACGACGGCUGAAGGCGUGGUACAAAGUUGGGCUGAGCGACAAGUUUGA